Molecule: messenger RNA, 1911 nt
Organism: Amphiprion ocellaris (clown anemonefish)
Lineage: Eukaryota; Metazoa; Chordata; Actinopteri; Pomacentridae
Exons: 5
Coding region: 328-1005 (225 amino acids)
Biological process (GO): vesicle-mediated transport
Cellular component (GO): Golgi apparatus; trans-Golgi network; vesicle
Molecular function (GO): GTPase activity; GTP binding
Source: RefSeq, a predicted model, not a curated record
CUGUUGACAUGGCAGCAGAUAAGACCGCAAGCAAAACUAACAGCUCUGUCGUGUCUUUUUCCCUCUCCUUUUACGCACAAGAACUUCUGUUUUUUAAACUUUGCCAACUUGCCUGAGACGCGCACAGAAACCUGGAUACAAAUUCUUGGACAUUACCAACAAAAAAAACAAGAAUCUGAUCACUAUUUACUCCUCUGCGGGCUGCUUUUGACUCCGGCAAAGCUGUUGGCCUUCAUGCAUGACCUCGGUUCUGCUUCUUGUUCAGCUCCUGAUUGGAGACAUCACUGUGCCAUUUGUGCGCUCUGAGCCGGAGCGGCAGCGGCGAUAAUGCAGCAAGAACGGCUGCUCAAAGUGUUGGUCAUCGGCGACCUGGGAGUCGGAAAGACGUCCAUCAUAAAGCGCUACGUGCACCAGGUGUUCUCCCAGCACUACCGGGCCACCAUCGGGGUGGACUUCGCCCUCAAAGUGCUCAACUGGGACCAGAAGACGAUGGUGCGGUUGCAGCUGUGGGACAUCGCUGGCCAGGAACGAUAUGGCAACAUGACCCGGGUGUACUACAGGGAGGCCGUUGGGGCGCUGGUGGUGUUUGACAUGACCAGAUCGUCCACGUUUCAGGCCGUCCUCAAGUGGAAAGGAGACCUGGACUCGAAGGUCGCCCUGAGCAACGGGAGGCCGGUUCCAGUCGUCCUAUUGGCCAACAAGUGUGACCAACGUCGUCACGGUUUGUGCCCCAAACUGCCCAAACUGGAGAACUUCUCUCAGGAGUACGGCUUCGUCGGCUGGUACGAAACCUCGGCCAAGGACAACACCAACAUCGACGCCGCCAUCAUGUGUUUGGUGAAGAACAUCAUGUUGAUCGAAGAAGAGAAAACCCUGACCGAGGCAUCCAUUGAACCGGACAGUGACAUCAUAGUUCUGCCUCGCUUCGACUACAACAUGAAGGAGAAGAGACUCGAUGGAUGUUCAGGUUGCUCCUCGAUUAAACCCAAACACGGAGACGACUGAAGCAGGAGAGGAGAGAUCAUUUAAGGGAUGAAGUUUCAAGUUGCAUCUCUUCCUUCCACACUCACUUCUUUCAUCAGAGAACUUGAUGGAAACUGUUUUUUAAUUCCAAAAUGAGAACAUUUCAAGUUAAAACCUCUUUCUGUCUGUGGAGGAUAAAACAAUUUUUUCAACCAACGGGCUGAAAAGUUUGUUACGUCACCUCAAAAGUCUUUUAUGGGGGUCUUGACUUGCGUCCGAAUUCCAUUCGCGUUGAAACGUGAUUCCGCCGUAAGUCGGAACUCACAUACGUACAUAAGUGGUGUACAACUGGCGAAUGUUGACAUGCCGUCUUCUUCAUAUAGCGCUGCAUGAUGAUGUGUUCAUCCGCUCCGCUCGCCAACUAGUUCCUGCACAAAAUUUGUUUUAACAUCGCAAAAGCCGUACGAUGGAAUUAUGGAAGAAGACUUUGUUAAAGAAUUUAUGGGAGACGGCAACCUAACCACGAAACGCCGUAGGUUGAGGACGUCGUGAACCGAGGACCUGCUGUAUUUGGAACAUGUGGAAACAGACAGUUUCUGGUUUGAAAGAAAAACUGAAGUGAGGAGAGAGGUUUUGUUGAAGACGAAGGACAUUUAUGGCAUUUUGAAGGUCUUCGUUGUUGAGAAAAGCCGCUUUGUUCUGUUCAUAACUGCUUCAACAAUCAUCCUGUACAUCAAGCGUUUUGCAUUUAAAGGAAAUCACCUUCUGUAUUUUUCGCUGAAUGCUCCUGAUUUAUUUAUGAAAUUUGUAAAAGGUAAUUAAUAACUUAAAUUGUUUCUCUUGUGUUGUCUGCUUCAGUUUCUCUUCAGUUCCAGAAGAUCUGUUGAGUUCUUAAGGAGGUUUUUGACUACUGGUGGUGCUAUUGAGCAAUUAAAAAUUUUCACAAAA